Aspergillus thermomutatus is the source of this 1182-nucleotide messenger RNA. RefSeq names its product DUF803 domain membrane protein. The transcript is spliced from 6 exons. Gene Ontology annotation, biological process: magnesium ion transport. NCBI's taxonomy places the organism in Eukaryota, Fungi, Ascomycota, Eurotiomycetes, Eurotiales, Aspergillaceae. The record is from RefSeq and is a predicted model, not a curated record. The coding region runs from base 1 to 1182 and encodes 393 amino acids. Gene Ontology annotation, cellular component: membrane. Gene Ontology annotation, molecular function: magnesium ion transmembrane transporter activity.
AUGGUUUUACUCUCCGCGCAGCUUGCCGCCACUACCUGUCCCUCAGGCCAGUUCAUUGCUAACGGGUUGAUCCCUGGGAUGCAGAUAUGUCGGCCUGCUGUUGGCCAUUUUGUCAACAAUGGCUAUCGGUACAAGUUUCGUUAUCACAAAGAAGUGGCCAUCGGGGAGGUCGCCAACUUCGCUGCAUAUGCUUUUGCGCCCGCCAUUCUCGUUACUCCGCUCGGUGCGCUUAGUGUGUUGAUUGGUGCUGUCCUUGGAUCCUAUUUUCUGCAAGAAAGACUUGGGGUUUUAGGAAAAUUGGGCUGCGCCUUGUGUCUGCUUGGCUCCGUUGUCAUCGUUCUGCAUGCGCCGCCGGAUAAACCAGUCGAGACGGUUGACGAAAUCCUCGAGUAUGCAAUCCAGCCAGGGUUCCUUAUCUAUUGCCUUGCUGUUGCAAUUUUCUCGACGGUCAUGAUCUACCGAGUGGCGCCAAUUUAUGGAAAGAAGAACCCCUUGAUCUUUAUCUCUAUCUGCUCAACCGUGGGCUCCGUUUCCGUCAUGUCCGUCAAGGCCUUCGGAAUCGCUCUGAAACUCACAUUCAACGGAAACAACCAAUUCACACAUGCAUCGACAUACGUCUUCUUGAUCGUCACGGCUUUCUGCAUCCUUACACAGAUGAACUACUUUAACAAGGCAUUGAAUCAGUUUUCAACCUCCAUUGUCAAUCCUCUCUACUACGUCACAUUUACAACCGCCACUUUAUGCGCCUCAUUUAUUCUCUUCAAGGGAUUCAAUACAAGUGAUGCUGUCAACACCAUCUCGUUGCUCUGCGGAUUCCUCACAAUUUUCUCCGGCGUAUACCUUUUGAACCUUUCCCGGCAUGAUCCGGACGGACGACAUAUGCUUAAUUCGAAAUUGGAUGACGAAGGUGUGCCUACGGAUGGCAUUGCCAGCUUCCAAACCCGGCGAUCUAUGCAAUCGCGCCGUAGCAAUGAGCCUCACCGUCGGAGUUCAUCUAGCUUUGCUUUCAUGAAUGGGCAUGGGGACCGCGAAGGGCUCAUGCAUUCUUACGAUGUCGAGAAUCAGGCUUUUGGUCUGUCAGAGUUGACGGAGGAAAGCGACGGAGAACCGGGGCCGACAUAUAAACGAAGCGAUGAUAUUGAUCGCACCACUCAACACCCCAAUAAGCAUGACGAGCGAUAG